CAGCUUUCUGUCAGUGAGUGAAGAGGUGAAGUUGAGGGAAGUGGUAUCUGCCUCAUGUUCGGUGUCUCACUCCUGCCCAUCUUAUCCCCCUCUCCUCACCUGGAACCGCUCCGGAGCACGCAGUGUCCAAUCACAGCAGCUGACCAACGGCCAGUGGGAAGUGACAUCAUCCCUGACCUUUAACCCCACCAUCAGUGAUAACAACCAGCCUCUGGUCUGCACAGCAGCAUUCAGGGGAGGGAAGACAGUGAACAGGUCUAAAACUCUCAAUGUCAAAUGUAAAGUGGAACAAUCCUGUCCAGCACUAAGAGGAAGGGAUGGGGAUUGAAAAAUUACCAUGGCAUUUUCUUACUCACUUCUUUUGGCUUGGAGUGAUGGGAGUUGAUGCCUCGUCAUGGACUGCUGACGUGCCCAAGUCCGUCUCCGGCCUACGGGGCUCAUGCAUCGUGAUUCCCUGCUCAUUCAACUACCCAGAACCAGAGAAGAAGCCCUCCAAAUUCACUGGCAUCUGGUUGAAAGGCACCCAUGAUACUAUAUUCCACCCAGACAUAUCCAACAUCAUCAAAGACUACAGGGGCCGUACAGAGCUGGUGGGAGACCUCCGGCAGAAGAACUGCUCUCUCAGAAUCGACCCCCUCCAUGACAGUGACAAAGGAUCCUUUACUUUCAGGAUUGAAAUGGAAGACCAUAACAAGUAUUCAUACAAAAAGGACACAGUCUCCAUUACAGUGAGCAGCUCUCCAGACCCCCCCUCUCUGUCAGUGAGGGAGGAGGUGAAGGUGGGGGAAGUGGUUUCUGCCUCCUGCUCUGUGUCUCACUCCUGCCCAUCUGAUUUCCCUCUCCUAACCUGGAGCCACUCCGGAACACACAGUGUCCAAUCACAGCAGCUGACCAAUGUCCAGUGGGAAGUGACGUCAUCCCUGACCUUUAGCCCCAGCAGCACUGAUCACAACCAGUCUCUGGUCUGCACAGCAGCAUACAGGGGAGGGAAGACAGUAAAAAGUUUGAAAACUCUCAAUGUCAAAUAUAAGAUGUCGAUGCUGUACAUUUCAAUUGGUAUUGCUGCAUUAGUGGUGGUAGUAAUACUAAUUUCCAUGUCAGCUUGCCUUUUGAACAGGAAGGGUGGGAGGAGUCAUAGGGACCCAUCAGUAACCUGCAAGCAGGAAGUGCAUACAGCCAAGUGUGCUUCCUCAGAUUCCUCAACAUCAAGGAAAGAGCAGACAGACACCAGCAGUGAAAUCCACACAAACUACUACACCAACGAUCACGUAUAUGGAAACAUGGAGACUGAAGAGGAUGGUGACCCAUACGAGUGUGAUGGUGGAGAUGAUGCAGUCUAUGGUAACAUGUGAACACAACAGGAAGCAUGUGGAAGUCAGCUGGCCCAGAGGCCAUGGUGUUCAGUCUCUCAAAGGUUCCAGUAAAAUAUUAACAUUUUAACCCAAUGUAGCAGAACAUAUUAUAUAUAUAUAUAUAUCUAUCUAUCUAUAUAUAUUAUAUAUUAUAUGAUAUGUUCUGCUACAUUGGGUUAAAUGUUAAUAUUUUAAAACCAAACUGUCUAUCAUAUAUAUAAUAUAUUAUAUUUGUUAGCUUGAUGUAGGUUUAUGGUACUAUUGGCUAAAGAAAAUGGUACAUUCUUAUUUCGGAUGUGGCUUUGUGUUAUAUUUUUUACAAGGCUUAUGUUUAUUAUCUAUGGCUUGGAUAAUUUAGAAAUGUUUUUACUAAAUGUCAAUUAUACACAAAAUACUAACCAGUACUUAACAAUAGCUUGUUUCACACUUCCCCAGUUGUCUAUUGCAAUUGUGUGUUGAGGCGGCAGGUAGCCUAGUGGUUAGAGCUUUGGGCCAGUAACCGAAAGGCUGUAAGAUUGAAUCCCUGAGCUGACAAGUUGAAAAUCUGUCGUUCUUCCUCUGAACAAGGCGGUUAACCCACUGUUCCUAGGCUGUCAUUGUAAAUAAUACUUUGUUCUUAUACUGACUUGUCUAGUUAAGUAAAGGUUCAAAUAAAAUAAACAUUUAAAAUCUGAGGAUA
Messenger RNA from Oncorhynchus kisutch (coho salmon), 2031 nucleotides. Its product is annotated as myeloid cell surface antigen CD33-like. Bases 318 to 1352 code for a protein of 344 amino acids. Lineage: Eukaryota; Metazoa; Chordata; Actinopteri; Salmoniformes; Salmonidae. The record is from RefSeq and is a predicted model, not a curated record. The transcript has 8 exons.